Aspergillus pseudoviridinutans is the source of this 2052-nucleotide messenger RNA. RefSeq names its product putative chromatin structure remodeling complex protein RSC3. Gene Ontology annotation, molecular function: DNA-binding transcription factor activity, RNA polymerase II-specific; zinc ion binding. Gene Ontology annotation, biological process: regulation of DNA-templated transcription. The coding region runs from base 1 to 2052 and encodes 683 amino acids. Gene Ontology annotation, cellular component: nucleus. The record is from RefSeq and is a predicted model, not a curated record. Lineage: Eukaryota; Fungi; Ascomycota; Eurotiomycetes; Eurotiales; Aspergillaceae. The transcript has 4 exons.
AUGACAACAACCCGUCGCAACGGCCAGCUCCCCUCCUGCGAGCCAUGCAGGAAAUCGAAACUCCGUUGCGACCAUACAAGGCCGAUAUGUAACCGCUGCAACCGCCGCGGUUGGGCAGACCAGUGCCUCUAUCACCCAGCACCCCUCACAAAGCCCCGAGACACCAAGGCAGCAGCAAUUCGAAAACCCAGGCAGAAACCAACCCAUAGUCCAGGCCAGAGCGCAAACGUCAGCGGCAGUGCAGGUGUCUCUCCCAUAGCCAUCCGCGACGUGUCCGUUUCCGUAUCCGGAUCAGUCUGUGCGUCCCCCCUGACGAUAGGCGAGUCGCAUGCAUGGGAGAAGCGGCCAUUUGCCAAUCCAGGCUUUCUGGGUCUGACUAGCUACUCCGACAACGUCACGGGGUAUGCCGCGGUCUUGGACCAUGCGAUGCGGCCGCGCGACAGUCCGUGUUCGUCGGGAUCGAUUGCAGCGGCCGUUGACAUUAGACAGGUGGAGCUGGGAGCGCAGGCGCUGCUGCUCUUGGAUCAUUUACCGCUGUUUGAAGAGCUUCUGGAGAAGCGGUUUGCUAUCUGGGAGGGGUGGAUCUUCAGCACGCAGAUGUUCCGGUGCAUCAUCAAGGUACUUCGCGAUCUGUAUCGCGAUGCUACGGAGGGUGUGCAGGACAAGUAUGCGUCUGUUAUGGAGCUGUCGAGGACGUUUUUCCGCAAUACGGCUACGGAGAUCGAGUUGCGGGCUUCGAUGACGCUGUCGGAGUAUGUAGAGCUGAGUGGUGCGCGAUGGGACAGCUAUGCGCUUCUCAUCUCUGCGGUAGGGUACGCAAUCUAUCACGUUGCGCAUGACAGCGAGAGCCUCCCUGGCAAGGAUAAGAAGGGGUUACGGCGGAUUGCGCUGGCAGCGAGCGAUAUUUGUCUACAGUUAUGUGAUAGGUUGGGGACGAUCAGCGAUACUCUUUGCUGCGCUACUCUUCAGUACUCGGUCUUGGUCCAUCAUACAUAUGGCACAGGUGAUUACAGAACCUGGCAGAAACUCGGCGAUCUUACUACGAUUGUCUUUGCUCUGGGCCUUCACCAGGCGGGAGACGACAGAAACGUCCCUUUUUUCCUAUCCGAGUUGCGCAAGAGGAUCAUGAUCGGGGCAUACGGGAUGGACAAAGACCUGGCGCUGUUCCUCGGUAGGCCGCCGCGGAUAUGCAAACAGUACUGCAAUUUUCAGUCCCCGCUGGACCUGACUUGGGAAGAAUUGAUUUCCCCACCUAGCGUGCGGCAGGCUGCACUACUGAAGCUGGAUGCGAAAGGUUGGAAUACAGAGGGGAAACUGGGCAGCGGCGCAAGAGGACGUACCAUCCAUCUUGCAUGUUUGAUUCGAGAGGAUAUCCUAGAGUUGUCAAUUGGCCAGGGAGGCGACAACGUGGAAGAACAUGCUGAGAGAGUCCUUAAGAGAGCACGCCAAAGGCGCUCUGAACUGCCCGCCUUCCUGCAAUGGGACCCUGAGUCGGCCGAUCCGGAGCUUGCAACAUUGCAUCUAGAGUUCCUGCACCAGGACUUCCUAAUCUAUUCGACUCUUGUCAAACGAAUACGCAAGGGUCACGAUGCAUUGAUCAAAAUCUCUCUGGAGAUCAUCACUUGUUUACUUGACGUAGUGUCGAGGCAGAUGCGAUCCGACAAGACUCACAUGUUGACGAUCCUUGAUCUUUGCUAUAUCGGCCUUCCUGCUGCAGGUGCCUUAGCGACCAAACUACUCCGACACUCCCAGCCAAAUCUUGAGCCAGUGCUCUGUUCCGCACCGUUUCCUCGCUCGGAGAUCAUUCAAAAGCUGAGCGUCUUCAUCUCGCACGCAGACACCUUCAUCCAGCAACACGAGGGGGAUUACGAAAUUGCGUUGCAAGGGCAGAUGCUCAUCAGACAAGUCCUUGAUCGUGUGCUAUCGCCCACGACAGACCAACCCUUUCCCGAUCCUUCCAUCAACGGCAUGACGAUAGGAGAUGAUGUUGAUUUCAUGGCCUUGCUGGAGAGUUUUGACUGGGAGCAGGAGAUCCGUCCCACAUUCAGCUGA